Messenger RNA from Debaryomyces hansenii CBS767, 1083 nucleotides. RefSeq names its product translation initiation factor eIF2B subunit beta (gene GCD7). Bases 1 to 1083 code for a protein of 360 amino acids. Gene Ontology annotation, biological process: translational initiation. Gene Ontology annotation, cellular component: eukaryotic translation initiation factor 2B complex. The transcript has a single exon. The record is from RefSeq and is a predicted model, not a curated record. Gene Ontology annotation, molecular function: guanyl-nucleotide exchange factor activity; translation initiation factor activity. NCBI's taxonomy places the organism in Eukaryota, Fungi, Ascomycota, Pichiomycetes, Serinales, Debaryomycetaceae.
AUGACAAACGCAGUUACUCCAGAAAUAUUGUCUUUAAUAGACCCCGUGGUUUCUCAGUUAAAGCGCCAUCAAUUCAAUGGUGCUAAAGAUAUUGCAUUGGCUAUUUCACAUUUGUUAAUGAGAGUUAUAUCGGCCGCUAGAUGGACUAAUCCGUACGAUUUAAUUUCGGUUAUUAGGAAGGUUGGUGUUAUACUUAUUAAAGCUCAGCCAAGGGAAAUUAUUACAGGUAACAUUGUAAGAAGAGUAUUAGCAUUAAUAAGAGACGAAAUAGAAACUGAAGAUGCAGAAAAUUCGACGAAUACACCAAUGAUGAAUUCAAUGUUUAGUUUAUUAUCCACUAAUAACAACCACACUGAUAAUAAAGAGCAAAUACAACUGAAAAAACAAAGCAGUGACUUAAGAUCAAUUAUUAUUCAAGGAAUAAGAGACUUAAUCGACGAAAUUUCGAAUAUCAAUGAAGGUAUCGAAACAAUGUCUGCUGAUUUGAUUCAUGAUAACGAAAUUUUGUUAACGCCUACUCCAACAUCCGAGACAGUGUUACAAUUUCUAAUCAAGGCCAGAGCUAAGAGAAAGUUUACCGUUUUGGUUACUGAAAAUUAUCCAAAUGAUAUUCAACAAGCCCACAAGUUCGUUAAGACGCUAGCAGACCAUAAAAUUGAAACCAUAUUAAUACCCGAUACGACGACUUUUGCUGUUAUGUCUCGUGUUGGUAAAGUCAUUGUUGGCUCUAACGCAGUCUUCGCUAAUGGUGGCUGUAUGUCAGCUUCGGGUGUCUCUAAUGUAGUUGAAUGUGCGAAAGAACAUAAGACACCAGUGUUUGCUGUGGCCGGUUUAUAUAAGAUAUCUCCAUUAUAUCCAUUCAACAGAGAUGACUUAAUUGAAGUUGGUAAUUCUGGUAAAGUUUUAAAUUAUGACGAUUUCAAACUAAUCGAUAAUGUUGAGGUAGUUACUAAUCCAUUAGAUGACUAUGUGCCUCCAGAACACAUUGACAUUUAUAUAACUAAUAUUGGAGGUUUUUCUCCCUCAUUCAUUUAUAGAAUCGUGUUGGAUAAUUAUGAUUCUGAAGAUAAUAAACUCGAUUAG